GCCAGCAGAGGGGGUUGGACUCUGCGCCUAAACAACUCCAGUCUGUGCGCAGCAAUGACUGCAUGUCUGGAGCCUCUACAGCGAGGAACGGUUAAAGGCUGAACGAGCCUAUUUCAGGAAGACGCGAAGCUUUGGACGGAGCUCAGAUUUCCUCAGAGACUGGAACAAAAGAAAAGGAGCGUUUCUUUCUGGAGCUUUAAGAAGGAGAGCCGUGCUGCCUCACAGCCAUGAGCUCACAGACGAGUUUCGGGAACUUUUUGUUCCAGGCCAUAGACAAUGACCUGAAUGCCUCACUUGCAGUAGCAGAUGAGCUAUCCAAAGAAUUUAACUCCAUGCUGCAGGAGGCCUCCUCCAACGACAAAAACGCAUCGUCUGAAUCUAAGACCAAGUCCAUACACUCCAGAGGCAAACCUCAGUCAUACGAGCCGUCCAGCACACCCUCCCCCACAUAUUCAUCUAUUAGCAGCAAUGGCUCCUCCAGCUCCAAACCCUUCUCUCCAGGCUCUUCUCAUUAUACAAGUGAUCUCAGCAUCUCCAGCAACAGGAAUGCUCCAUCACCCCCUGUCAUCUCCAACAGCCCCCACUCGUCUCCAAAGAUGCACAGGUCGGUAAAACCCACGCAUCAGCGAUCUGGAUCAGAUGACUACAUGCUUAUGACGCACAGCCCCCAACAGUCACCCCACUUGCCCCGGUCCAGAUCCCCUUCUGCAUUUGAUAGUAGACCACAUGGCUAUAACAUUGACAUGGAAAGAGCCCAAUCGCAUAGCCGAACACCCGGGUCUCUGGACCAGUCCUCUCACUUAGCCUCACAUCAGAUGCCCCAAAACCUGCUGAGUCCGUUUGACAACAACCAGAUAAGCCGCAGGUCCCCUCAGCCAGAUAGAGGAUCAGCUCAAGGGUUUUUGAGAUCUCCCUCUCCUCUGUCUUUAAACUCGCAAGGAUCCAGCACCUUACCUCGAAAUUUUACCCUAUUCAAUAAAACUGAAGAGUCUCAAAUGAGGCAGAAAAGUCCAGGAAAGUGGAACGAAACAGAUCUGGAUGUGUCAUAUGACAGGAAACCUCACAACACCUAUGACAAGACAGAUUGGCUCCGACCGUCUGUUCCAAACAGUAGCUGGCGGGAAUCCAACCUUGAUGGCCCUCCUUCUGCCUCCAGCCCUAAAAAGGAUCAUCGCUCUGUUGCCCAGCAGGGUUCCUACAGUUCUUUGCCUCGCACUGCUCGCAUAUCAGUUCCACCUGAAGCUCCGUCCUCAGGAAACUCCCCUUACAGCUUACAGCCCAUCAUUUCCCGUGUCAAUAUGCCCCCACAACACAUCCAGCAUCGCCAAAAAAGGCGUAUACCAAUCUCUGUCAUCUUACGUCUCCAAAAUCCUGAGUAUGGGCAAAUGUCAGCUCUCCAAAAUCAAAGCCGGGAAGGACAAGGAGACAUAGCACCUUACCGCCCACCUGAUCCAGCUCAUAGGAAAAUGUUCCAUCCAAACUUUCCAUCUAACCAUUACCAUUCACAGCAUUAUCCACCUGAACUGAAACAGCCAGCUGUUUAUAAUGAUGCAUUACACCCCGGGGAUAUAGACGCCGAAAUAGAGCGCCUGGACUACAUGCAUCAGAACCCUGCAAAUUUGGAGAAUUCAUCCAUGCCAGGGGGUGGAAAUGAGAUCGAACAGCCUGCUCCUCGGCCCCUGAGCCCCACAAGGCUUCAGCCGGUGGUGGCCCCUGAGGUCCAGAACCCUGAGUUCCCAGAUCGGGAGGAACUGCUCCUCAUCAGGUCUGAAAUUCCCCGGCCACUGAAGAGACGAGGAUCUGUGGACGUUUCUAAGGGCCUGAAGAAGGCCUCACAUUACCAGCCGAACCAGUACAAAACCAUCAUCCAUAAGAUACUUCACAAAAAACAACACCGCCAUAAGUCGGGAAAGGGUAGCGACAGCUCCUCUGAUGGGGAGGAACCCGCCCUGCCUCCUGUCGCUCCACCCUCAAGUGGUUUCAAGUUGCUUGAACCUCGUGCUGAAGAUGAAAAAUACAAUUCCAUUCUGCGGAAACCUGGUCGGAAAAAAUCAGGAAGACGAGCUCGGCUCCACCCGCUGGUCCUGCUGCUGGAUGCAGCGCUGAUGGGGGAACUGGACACAGUGAUUCGAGCCGUGAAAGAGAUUGGAGACCCCAGCCAGUCCAACGACGAAGGCAUCACCGGCCUGCAUAACGCCAUCUGCGGGGGACAUCACGAGGUGGCAGACUUCUUGGUUCGCACUGGCGUAAAUGUCAGCGCACCAGACAGCCAUGGCUGGACUCCGCUACACUGCGCAGCCUCUUGUAACGACCGUGAUAUGUGCGAGUUUUUAGUGAGAAAUGGAGCUGCUGUCAUGGCCUUCACCCACAGAGACGGUGCAACCGCCUCCCAGAAGUGCGAUCCCUUCCUUUUUGGAUAUGAUGAGUGUGAGAGUUAUCUAAAAGCCAAGGAGGAGUCCAUGGGGGUGGACAACAAUGGGGUCCUGUAUGCUCUGUUCAGCUACCAGGCUCAAGCACCUGAUGAGCUGAGCUUUAAGGAGGGAGACAUGGUCACCAUCCUGAAGAAGACAGAGGGGUCCGACUGGUGGUGGGCUUCCCUCUGUGGCAGGGAGGGCUUGGUUCCAAACAACUUCUUUGGGCUUUUCCCAAAGGUUCGCCCCAAAUCUAUCUGUUAAGAGAUCCUCUGAACAUCCAGGGUGGUUCCUCCAGGAGUCCUUUCACCUUUACAAUAAUAUUUAUCUUCAAUGUUAGACAUUGCAUUAGAACUUCAUCUGACGUGCUUUAGAAAGCUCAUGGUAAAAAUCCAAUGAGGACAAAUUGUUACUCAUGAAACUUGCAUGAGGAAAUAUUUCUGGUGAAGCUUCAUCCCUGUUCUUAAUGUGACCACUUUGUCAAACUUUCCUAAGGAUUCAAAUCUGUCACCCUCCCUGUUGUUGACU
Cyprinodon tularosa is the source of this 2939-nucleotide messenger RNA. It is a transcript of the gene ppp1r13l, whose product is annotated as protein phosphatase 1, regulatory subunit 13 like. The transcript has 13 exons. Gene Ontology annotation, biological process: regulation of transcription by RNA polymerase II; positive regulation of cell differentiation. Bases 228 to 2675 code for a protein of 815 amino acids. Gene Ontology annotation, molecular function: transcription factor binding. The record is from RefSeq and is a predicted model, not a curated record. Lineage: Eukaryota; Metazoa; Chordata; Actinopteri; Cyprinodontiformes; Cyprinodontidae.